AUGGGGCCGGGCACCUCAGAGGAAGCUGUCAGCGCGGAUUACUACGAGUUCAAGGCCGACGCCGCGGCCAAGGUCGUGACGGCCAAGGCGCUCCUGGGCGUCGUCGGCUCGUUCAAAUUCAUGCUCGCGCUGACCAUCUUCAGGGACAUCCUCACGCAGCUCAACCUCGUGUCGAAGGCCUUCCAGAAGGCGCACGUCUACUACAACGACGCCCGGGAGAUCCUCGCAUCGGUGAAGGCCGGCCUCACGGCCCAGUACCUGACCCCGGACUUCGUCGGCGGCGAAGACGACGAGCUUCACGAGCAGUGGGACGCCUCCAAGACGGACUUCGGGCUUGACGAGGUCGACACGCUGCUCAAGCACUUCGGCACG
Messenger RNA from Aureococcus anophagefferens, 372 nucleotides. RefSeq lists its product as hypothetical. NCBI's taxonomy places the organism in Eukaryota, Pelagophyceae, Pelagomonadales, Pelagomonadaceae. The annotation marks the transcript as partial. The transcript has 2 exons. The record is from RefSeq and is a predicted model, not a curated record.